AUGUUAGAAGUCAUAGCAGAUCUUGUGAGAGGAGAGGUGUGUAAGACCUUACAUAAUAGCCUUUGUUAUUCUGUGCAAAUAGAUGGCAGCAUGGACCGGCAGCAGCAAGACUCAAAGUUUGUAACAGCUCGACAUGUUCAAGAAAAUGAAGUUAGUGUUGAAACUGUCUUUGUUGGCAUUGUAUCUAGUGAUAAAUCUGGUGCUGAAGGCCUUUUAGAUGCACUUUGUACCAGUAUUGCAAGCUUAGAAUCAAAACAAAGUGAUGUUGCAGAAGAAACCUGUGAAUUAAGUGUAGCAAUUAUGACAAAGAUGGUUGGAAUAUCAACAGAUGGUGAAUCUGCCAAUACUGGUAGAAAGGCUGGAUUGUGGCAACUCCUAAAGGACAAACUGAAAAGAAAUUUGAUAACUGUUUGGUGUGUUUGUCAUCGUUCAGACCUGGCACUUGAAUAGUAGUGUACCAGAGCUCAAGUAUUGGAUGGCUGAUGUGACAGCAGUAUCAACCUUUUUUCGGGUAUCAGCAAGACGGACAAAAGAACUUCAUAAGGUAAAAUAUGAUAUGAUUUGUUAAUUGUUAUUCUAAGUCUCUAAUAUGCAUCUACUGUGUUGAUUACUGACUAUUUACUAUUAAUUCUGAACUAGUGAACUCUGAAGCAGUAGUCACUAGCAAACCAGCACCAUGAUUCCCAUAAUUUCUGAGAGAACUUGCAUAUGACUGGGAAAAAGUCAGAGACAGCUAGUGAGCUGCUGACUAUACUGUAACCAUAUCUCCAUAACUACUCCUUAUAAUUCUUUAUUCAGAUUUGUAAUAACAAUGUCAUAUUAACCUGGCUCAUAUCAAUCCAGUACUAUCGCAGUUAAUAUAAAUCUAUUUUGCUUCUGAUCUUAGAUUGAUAACAAAUGCUUGGUUUACCCUCGUCACUUUGAGGUGCGAUUUGCAGAACGUACUUGCACCUUAUUGAAGGCAAUCUUGCACAAUCUUAAUGCAUCGAGAAAGCUAUGGAGCAACAUUAGUGAUAAAAUACUCCCUUCAGAUAGCAAUGUGGAAAUACAACAGGCAACUGGUUUCUGUAACAAAUGGCAUAAAGGAUCACGACAGGUAUUUGUCAGGGUAUGUAGUUUACCGAAAUGUUUAUUUACUUUAUUGUGUUGUGAUUUGUUUAUUUUGUUAUUGUGUUGUACUGUUGUACUGUUGUAUUACUGUAUAUAGGGUUUGCAGGCAUUUGUACCCAAUUGAGGCUAAUAAAAAAUUAACAUUGACUAAUACGGAUAUAUCUUGGGCUUUUAAAACUUCAGGCUUCAGAGGCAAAAGCACUCUUGCAUAUUUUCUUGUCUAAUGGUCAUCAUUGCUUUAGGUUUGGCUCACCGCCUUGAUGUAUGAUGUCUGCCAAGUGUUCAAAGAAUUGCAACAGAAUUUUCAACGUCCCAGGCUAAUACUUCUGGAAAUGAUCACUGCUCGUGAAACAGCCUUGCGAAAGCUGAACUUAAUGAAACAAGGUCCUAUAGCUGGUGGAAUGGAGGAAAAAUAUUCCAUAAAUGAAAUUGAUGACAAUGAAUCUCGAGGUCGAAGAUCACCGCACUACUCUGCUAUAAGAUCUGAAGUAAUAAUGUCGGCAGUCAACUUUCUUGGUGACAGGUUGCAAAUGGAAGAGGAUGGAACAAUAGCCAAUAUCACAAGGAUCCUCAAAGCCAGUUCUCCCAAAGAAAUAAUUGAUGCAAGCAGAUAA
Molecule: messenger RNA, 1724 nt
Organism: Paramuricea clavata
Lineage: Eukaryota; Metazoa; Cnidaria; Anthozoa; Malacalcyonacea; Plexauridae
Source: the annotation of a GenBank genome assembly